AUGGAACAAUACAACCGUACAACAGUGACUGAAUUUGUUCUCCUUGGUUUCCCCAAUGUAGAUGACAUCCAGAUUUGGCUCUUUACUUUGUUGUUGGUUGCCUAUCUCUUCACUAUUUUUGGCAAUUUGCUCAUUUUCCUGGUCAUUCGACUUGAUUCUGCACUUCACACCCCCAUGUAUCACUUUGUCAGUGUCCUUUCCUUUUUGGAGUUAUGGUAUACGGCCACCACAAUCCCCAAGAUGCUGGCCAAUUUACUUAGUGAGAAAAAGACCAUUUCCUUUGCAGGUUGCCUCUUGCAGACCUACUUCUUCCAUUCCCUUGGGGCUUCUGAAUGCUAUCUCCUCACAGCCAUGGCCUAUGACAGAUACUUGGCUAUCUGCAGGCCCCUUCACUACCCAGCAAUCAUGACUCCAGCACUCUGUGCCAAGAUGGCUGCAAGUUGUUGGACUUGUGGCUUCCUAUGUCCCAUCUCUGAAGUUAUCUUGGUCUCCAGACUCCCGUUUUGUGGCUACAAUGAGAUACAGCAUAUCUUCUGUGACUUUCCACCCCUGCUGAGCCUGGCUUGCAAGGACACAUCCACCAAUGUAGUGGUGGAUUUUGCCAUCAAUAGCUUUAUUAUCAUCAUUACCUUCCUUUUCAUCAUGGCAUCCUAUGGACGAAUAAUUGGGGCUGUGCUGAAGAUCAAGACAGCAUCAGGACGGAAGAAAGCCUUCUCUACCUGUGCUUCCCACCUCAUAGUGGUUCUAAUUUUUUUUGGUAGCAUCAUCUUUAUGUAUGUUCGAUUGAAAAAGAGCUAUUCACUGACACUUGACCGGACCUUGGCUGUUGUCUACUCUGUGCUCACACCAUUGGUCAACCCUAUAAUCUAUAGCCUUCGCAACAAAGAGAUCAUGAAAGCCAUUAAGAGAACUAUCCUCCAGCAGGGGGGACCAGCCAGCCCUGCACAUGCUUAG
Molecule: messenger RNA, 954 nt
Organism: Antechinus flavipes (yellow-footed antechinus)
Lineage: Eukaryota; Metazoa; Chordata; Mammalia; Dasyuromorphia; Dasyuridae
Product: olfactory receptor 6N2
Exons: 1
Coding region: 1-954 (317 amino acids)
Biological process (GO): G protein-coupled receptor signaling pathway
Cellular component (GO): membrane
Molecular function (GO): G protein-coupled receptor activity; olfactory receptor activity
Source: RefSeq, a predicted model, not a curated record